CUAGAUAAAGCAUCCAGCAGAACUGUCCACUAACCACAACGAAUUCGGGAAUUCGUUGCUAACAACUCGUUCACGUAGGUUUGGAUUUAUUUGCAAAAAAAUUAAGAUUGUCACAGUCACUUGAAAUUACUCCGAAUUUUACUUUUGAAAAAUGAAUUUCUCUGAAGUGACAAUCAGAAGUCUUUCAAACUUGCAAAAUCCAAAAAUAAUAAAUGACAUUAUAUUCGGCAAUAUAUUGGACAUAGCUAUAUUACAUUUAUGUGAAAGAUCUGAUGAAAAAUAUGCUGCUCAAUUUUACGGAUCAAAACCAGAUGUUGUCAGAGAAGUUUUUGGGAACAUGUUGAGUGUUUUAAUUGAUGCAGCCAGACUUGAUCUUGAUGGAGAAAAACUAAGUUUUGUUUUAUCAAGCGCAAACAUCACUGGACCCAGAGUUCAGAAGUUGUGCGAUAUUUAUUCAAACCACAAGAAAACCAUUCAAAUUUCACUCAAACAAAUUGGCAAUAGUCUACCACAUAUCAUUGACAUUAACUGGCGAUUGGACUUCUGCGUAAAGACUAACAUUGAAAAUUCCGUCGCAUCCCAAUUAUAUACUAUUCAAUUCAGCAUGAUUGAUCGAGGAGAGCUGAUACCGAUGAAGUUCACUUGCACAACACAACAGCUUCAAGAAUUAAACCUUAAAAAAAUGUCAAACAUGAAUCAACUGGAGCAACAAGUCAACAGCCUGCAAAUAAAUCAUGAAGGGGAAGUGAGGAAAACUGUAAAAAAGAUCGGUCCCACAGUUCCACCAAAACCAAAAAAGGCUCAACCAGAGAUCCCGCAAAGCUAUUCGCUGAAGACAGUACCAGCUCCUUCAUACAGCACAGUUUUAAACAACAUUGCUACAAACGAGUCCAAGUCUACAAACUUGUACACAAACUCACCCACGCCAUAUAUCCCGCAGACAACUAGUGCCGAAAAACAUGAUGUUGCACAUAAUACACCAACGAAUGGCAAUUCUUUGAGAAAAUUAUGUAACAAUGAAGAAAACCUUUGCACCAAUCAAAUGCAGGAAAAAUUGCAGCCGAAGUAUGGCUAUAUUGAGAAAAACUUUUAUUCGAACAUCGGAAGUAUGUCUGCACCACAACCACCGGUCGACGAUAGAGCGAUUAAAACCAAUAGAGAUGCUGUUUAUGAAAAUUCAGAGGCAGCUUUGGCUUCUUCAAUACAAAAGACUGCAAAAAAAGAAAAAGAUUUAAUUUACAGUAAUAUUCAAUGGAAUGCCAAACCUGAAAAUAUGUACAGCAAUAUUUCCGGCGCAUAUACUCAAGAAUAUGUUCCCUGCAUUCCGUCAAAUUCGUUUCCUCCGCCACCAGAAGAAUUACCGCCACCACCUAGCCCUGUAUCUUCAAGUUAUAGUGAACUUCGUCGUGCCACCUAUCAGACCGAAUAUCCAUCCGAAAAUUAUCCGAACGAUAUUUAUGGUCCCAGUUCUCAAUCUUCAACCUACGAAUCCAUCUAUGAGCCAAUAAAUCCAAGACCACCGUCGCAGUUGUCGUGUAAUUAUUCUAUGUAUUCUGGAUAUGGAUCUACACCUCCCACUCAAAUCCAGGGAAAAAUGUCUCCUGUCAAAGAAGUCGAUGCGCUUACAAAUCUCUUGGUACAAGGAAUGGAAGAUGGUGCUGAUGACGUUGAUAUUUAUGGCAUAUGUUCUCAAUGCGGACGUAAAGUUGAAGGAGAAGGUAACGGCUGCUCUGCUAUGGACAAAGUAUUUCACAUAACAUGCUUUUGCUGCUUCGUUUGCCACAUCAACUUGCAAGGAAAGCCAUUUUACUCAUUGGAAGGCAAGCCCUACUGCGAAGAAGAUUACCUCAAUACAUUGGAAAAGUGCUGUGUAUGCACCAGGCCCAUUUUGGACCGAAUUUUACGAGCGACUGGAAAACCUUAUCAUCCGUCGUGCUUCACAUGCGUUGUAUGCGGGGAAAGUUUGGACGGUAUUCCCUUCACGGUUGAUGCAACUAAUCAGAUCCAUUGCAUCCAAUGCUUUCAUAAAAAAUUUGCUCCACGCUGUUGCGUUUGCAAACUACCGAUAAUGCCGGAAGCAGAUCAGGAUGAAACUGUUCGCGUUGUAGCACUGGAUCGUAGUUUUCACAUUCAUUGCUACAAAUGUGAAGAUUGUGGUUUAAUCCUGUCAUCAGAAAACGAAGGGCGUGGUUGUUAUCCGUUAGACAAUCAUAUUUUAUGCAAAGGAUGCAACGCUGCAAGAGUUCAAGUAUUGACGUCGCAUAUGACGACUGAGUUAUAAAAUGUAAUCAUUUAUUCAAAAACAGUGGUAGCAGGAUAAACGAAAAUGAUACAGAUGGUCAACUAAAUGCUUUAUAGAUUAGAUAAGUUCGGUAUUCGGAAUCUACACAAGCGAGAGUAUUACACUCGAAUGUUAAGAAUUUUUGAAAGACUUUACGUUAUCUUUUCAGAUUUGUAUUGGUUCUACUAUUUGAUAGCAAGAUAAUUCAACCUGGUUUGCUUCUUCAUUACUAAACUGAAAACUGGGGUCUUGAAUUGUAUAGGAAAGUUGAGGGAGAAUUAUAUAUUGCCAAAUGAAAGUGAUGCAGAUGGAGUAGUGGCAAAUAUAUGUAAUGGUAUUUAAAAUGUAAAUCGUAUGAGAUCCUCUCAAGAUAUAUGAUGAAAUGUAUUAUAAGUAGACUGCUUUGAAGCUAUUAAUAGGCUAAGUACAUUCAUCUAACCCGUGGUGUUAGGUGUAUGAAAAAUAAAUGGGUAGAUACUCACCUUAUUCGGACGCUUCCAUCGACGAUUCGCGAAGAAAAUAUUAAUUACAAAAUUUAUGUAGUAGUACAAGUAGAAUUCCGUGAAAUGCUUCAUCUAAAUGAUAAACAGACUAUACAUAUUUCAGAUGCAAGAUAUUGACUGUACACUGUGCAAUGUUCAUUGUCCCAUUUUAUGCGAUGUAAAUUCUUUUCCGCUUUA
Molecule: messenger RNA, 2961 nt
Organism: Athalia rosae (coleseed sawfly)
Lineage: Eukaryota; Metazoa; Arthropoda; Insecta; Hymenoptera; Athaliidae
Gene: Zyx
Product: zyxin-like
Exons: 8
Coding region: 152-2281 (709 amino acids)
Biological process (GO): cell-cell adhesion
Cellular component (GO): stress fiber; focal adhesion
Source: RefSeq, a predicted model, not a curated record